AUAGCUGUCUGAUGACCAAGAAGAAGUUCCUGUACCACUUCACCAAUGCCCGCUGGGCAAAGGGGAGGCAUGAAACAUAUGUGUGUUACGUGUUGGAGCGCCGGGACAGCCCCGUCUCCCGCUCGCUGGACUUCGGCUACUUGCGGAACAUUCCGGGCUCCCACGCCGAGGAGCUGCUCCUCCGGAUACUGUCCGGCUGGCCCCUCGACCCCCUCAGGCCCCUGUGCCUCACCCUCUACGCCUCCUGGAGUCCCUGCGCCCAAUGCUCCCACCGCCUCGCCACCUUCCUCCAGCGAUGGCCCAACCUCACUCUCCGUCUAUUUGUGGCCAGACUCUACUACUGCCAGGGCUCAGGACCCCACCCCGGGGGGCUACGGAGACUGAGGGUGGCGGGGGUCAGUCUGGGGGUCAUGGGCUACACAGAUUAUUCCUACUGCUGGGAUAAUUUUGUGGCGCGUCGGGGGUCCCAGUUCAAGGGGUGGGACGGGCUCCAGUCAAAUUCAGUGAGGAUUUCACGUCUGCUCCGUAGAAUUCUACAGCCAUUGGAUGAAUUUGAAGACUUCAGCGAGGCCUUCCUGAUGCUCGGCCUUUGACCUUCGACGAUCUCUCCUUCCCUCCCCUCCUCUUUCCUUAAUUUCCCUCCUACUUCUUCCCUUCCUCUGCCCUUGCCUCCUCUUUCCUCCUUCCCUUGCCUCUCUCCUACCCUCCCCUUACAUCCCCAGGGUGAUGGUAGCAGAAGUUAGAUCGGCCUUCUUGACAGUAAACCCACACCAAGUCAUCGGUCCUGAUGGAGUUCUGCCUCGUGUCCCCAGUAGCUGCAUGGAACAACUAGCGAGAGUAUUUCGUGGACAUAUUUGAUCUGUCCCUACACCGUUCUGAGGUACCCACCAGCUUCAAGUGGACCACCAUCAUCCUAGUGACAAAGAACAGCAAGACCUCAUGCCUAAACGACUACCGUCCAGUGGCUUUGGCAUCCAACAUCAUGAAAUGUAUUGAGAGGUUAGCAAUGGAAAGCAUUAAAUGUGGCCUCCCCAGCUGCCUUCACCCACUGCAGUUUGCCUACUGCCACAACAGGUCCACAGCCGAUGCCAUCACCCUGGCCUUACACUCACACAUGUAACAUCUGGAUAAGAGUGACACCUGCAUCAGACUCCUAUUCAUCGUCUACAACUCUGUCGUUAAUACCAUUAUACCAUCCAAGCUCAUCAUCAAACGCACGGGGCUUGGUGUCAGCCUUCAUCCCUGCAACUGGACCUUCAACUUUCUGACCAACAGAUCCCAAUCAGUGAGGACAGGUAACAAAAAAUCCUCAACACGGGGGCUCUGCAAGGAUGCGUUAACAGCCCCCUUCUUUACUCCUUGUACACCCACGACUCCGCAGCCAUGGACAAAUCGAAUUCAAUAUUCAAAUUCGCAGACGAUGCCACCAUUUUGGAUCAGAUAACAAAUAAUGAUGUGUCAGAGAUUGAGAACCUUGUGUCCUGGUGUUGAGAUGACAACCAUUCUUUCAAUGUCAGCAAGAUAAAGGAGGUAGUGUUUGACUUCAGGACGCAACCCCAGUUUCUAUUGUCGGUGCCAAAAGUAGAGAUGGUUGAAAACAUCAACUUUCUCAGUCAAUAUCACUAACGACUUCUCCUGGACCACCCAUAUUGACCAAGCAAGCACUCCAAUGCCUCUACUUCCUUAGAAGGCAAAGGAAGUUUGGUAUGUCCCCUACAACUAUCACCAACUUCUACAGAUACACCAUAGAAAGCAUUUGAUCAGGAUUCAUCACAACUUGGUUUGGGAACAGCUUCAUUCAAAAUCGCAGAACAUUGCAGUGAUUUGUUGACGCAGUCCAGACCAUCGCACAAACUAAAGAUAGACAUAAAAUGCUGGAGUAACUCAGCGGAGCAGGCAGCAUCUCUGGAGAGAAGGAAUUGGCAAAGUUUUGGCUCGAGACCCUUCUUCAGACUGAGAGUCAGGGGAAAGGGAAGACAUAUAUAGUUGAUGUAGAAAUAUAGAACAAUUUAAUGAAAUAUAUGGAAAAUAGUGAAAGAAACAGGCCAUUAAACCAUAUAACAAUUACAGCACGGAAACAGGCCAUCGUGACCCUUCUAGUCCGUGUCGAACACGUAUUCUCCCCUAGUCCCAUACACCUGCAUUCAGACCAUAACCCGCCAUUCCUUUCCUGUCCAUAUAACUAUCCAAUUUAUUUUUAAAUGAUAAAAACGAACCUGCCUCCACCACCUUCACUUGAAGCUCAUUCCACACAGCUACAACUCUCUGAGUAAAGAAGUUCCCCCUCAUGUUACCCCUAAACUUCUGUCCCUUAAUUCUCAAGUCAUGUUCCCUUGUUUGAAUCUUCCCUACUCUCAGUGGGAAAAGCUUAUCCACGUCAACUCUGUCUAUCCCUCUCAUCAUUUUAAAGACCUCUAUCAAGUCCCCCCUUAACCUUCUGCGCUCCAGAGAAUAAAGCCCUAACUUGUUCAACCUUUCUGUGUAACUUAGUUGCUGAAACCCAGAUAACAUUCUAGUAAAUCUCCUCUGUACUCUCUCUAUUUUGUUGACAUCCUUCCUAUAAUUAGGCGACCAAAAUUGUACACCCUACUCCAAAAUUGGCCUCACCAAUGCCUUGUACAAUUUUAACAUUACAUCCCAACUUCUAUACUCAAUGCUCUGAUUUAUAAAGGCCAGCACACCAAAAGCUUUCUUUACUACCCUAUCUACAUGAGAUUCCACUUUCAGGGAACUGUGCACAGUUAUUCCCAGAUCCCUCUGUUCACCUGCAUUCUUCAAUUCCCUACCAUUUACCAUGUACGUCCAAUUUUGAUUUGUCCUGCCAAGAUGUAGCACCUUACACUUAUCAGCAUUAAACUCCAUCUGCCAUCUUUCAGCCCACUCUUCCAACUGGCAUAAAUCUAUCUGUAAACUUUGAAAAUCUACUUCAUUAUCCACAACCCCAUCUAUCUUAGUAUCAUCUGCAUACUUACUAAUCCAAUUUACCACACCAUCAUCCAGAUCAUUGAUGUGCAUGACAAACAACAGUGGAUCCAACACGGAUCCCUGUGGCACCCCAGUAGUCACUGGCCUCCAACCUGACAAACAACCAUCCACCAUUACUCUCUGGCAUCUCCCAUUCAGCUACUGUUGAAUCCAUCUUGCUACUCCACCAUUAAUACCCAACCAUUGAACCUUCUUAACCAACCUUCCAUGAGGAACCUUGUCAAAGG
This is a messenger RNA of Leucoraja erinaceus (little skate), 3212 nucleotides long. RefSeq names its product activation-induced cytidine deaminase (gene aicda). The transcript is spliced from 3 exons. The coding region runs from base 12 to 593 and encodes 193 amino acids. NCBI's taxonomy places the organism in Eukaryota, Metazoa, Chordata, Chondrichthyes, Rajiformes, Rajidae. Gene Ontology annotation, molecular function: cytidine deaminase activity; zinc ion binding; RNA binding. Gene Ontology annotation, cellular component: nucleus; cytoplasm. Gene Ontology annotation, biological process: cytidine to uridine editing. The record is from RefSeq and is a predicted model, not a curated record.